Molecule: messenger RNA, 1185 nt
Organism: Fonsecaea multimorphosa CBS 102226
Lineage: Eukaryota; Fungi; Ascomycota; Eurotiomycetes; Chaetothyriales; Herpotrichiellaceae
Exons: 2
Coding region: 1-1185 (394 amino acids)
Biological process (GO): mannosyl-inositol phosphorylceramide biosynthetic process
Molecular function (GO): mannosyltransferase activity
Source: RefSeq, a predicted model, not a curated record
AUGGAUUUGAGCCCCUCGUCUCGAAAUGGAAACCCACUACAGCAGCUCUACGGAUCGCGGCGGUCAUUACGCUGGAUUGUGUUCCUCGUGCUCGCAGCCCUCGCCAUCAUUUAUAUGACCGGAUCGACCUAUGAGCCUUAUAGAGUGGCCAGCAGCGGCGACACCAGCGGCACCGGCCACAAGUCUUCGACGUCGGGGUACAAACAUUCGCACAAGAAGCAGGCGAAAAACCUGAGUCCGGUGGAUUUGAUGAAGAGACCCAUCUCCCGCGACCUGCAGACCAUCCCCAAGCUGAUACACCAGAGCUGGUCGUCAACCGAGCUACCGGCAAAAUUCGGACGCUGGAGCUCGACAUGCAGGGAGCAACAUCCUGAUUGGGAAUGGGUGCUGUGGACAGAUGAGGACAAUGAAGAGUUGGUCAGGACACAUUUCCCAUGGCUGUUGAAGACAUACCUGGGCCUGCCCAGUGUCAUCUACCGCGCGGAUUUGGUGCGAAACCUCUACAUGUAUAUGUACGGAGGGGUCUACUCUGACUUGGACGUGGAAUGCCUCCGGCCUGUUGAUGAACUAUUUGCCAAAUACAACGUGACGACCGCUUCACACGCCAAACCGAAACCGCAAUCCGCACAGAACAUGCAGAAGAGUGGCCGAAAAGCCUUCUUCGGCAGAAUGGGCACGGACCAUGGCUCCUCCAACUCGAUUCCCAACGCCUGGAUGGCGUCGACGCCGGGCCACCCCUUUUUCCUGAUCGUGCUCGAGUCUGUCAUGAAGAGGAUGACUGAAGAAGGUGACAUGGAGAACGUCGAGGGUAUCACGGGCCCCGGAAAGCUCUACGACAUGAUCAACGAAUACCGUCAGCCCGACAGCAAAUGGGCGGGAGAAGCCCUCGACAAGCAUGUGUCCAAGAAUCCGACCGCCAAGCAAUUCAACCCGCGCAAGGGAUUGAAACAUUCCAUCGAGGUGCUGCCCUUCCAGUAUAUCUACCCGUACUCGUGGGAACGAGACGGCGAGGCAUACCGAGAGUUUUGCUGGGCCACCAAGGAGGAAUUCAACGCCGAGAGAUGCAAACAGCUGCUUGCGACCGACCAUUGGCCGAGUUAUACCAUUACUUACUGGAGCCAUACUUGGACGAAUAACGGCCACGACGAUGGCAAUGUACAGAAGCUUGAAAUAUCAGAUCAAUGA